GGAGCCCCGGGGCCGGCGGCGCCCGCGGGGAUGGCGGCAGCGCGGAGCCGCCGCUGAGAUGCCGCCGAUGCGGGGGCUCCUGGCGCCCCAAAACGCCUUCCUGGACACCAUCGCCCGCCGCUUCGACGGGACGCACAGUAACUUCGUGCUGGGCAAUGCCCAGGUGCCCAGCGCCUUCCCCGUCGUCUACUGCUCCGACGGCUUCUGCGACCUGACGGGCUUCUCGCGGGCGGAGGUGAUGCAGCGCUGCUGCGCCUGCUCCUUCCUCUACGGCCCCGACACCAGCGAGCUGCUGCGGCAGCAGCUCCGCCGCGCGCUGGACGAGCACCAGGCCUUCAAGGGCGAGCUCAUCCUCUACCGCAAGAGCGGUGUCCCCUUCUGGUGCCUCCUGGACGUGGUGCCCAUCAAGAAUGAGAAGGACGAGGUGGCCCUGUUCCUCGUGUCCCACAAGGACAUCACCAGCACCAAGAGCCACUCGGCCGCCGACAGCACAAAGGAGACGGGUGAGGGGACAGCGAGGCGCGAUGGGACCUGCUGGAGCCCCCCACGACCACUGUCCCUGACGUCCCCUCGCUCUGCCCGGGCAGGCGGGCGCCGGCGCUUCAGCCGUGCCGGAGGGAAGGGCUUCAAUGCCAGCCGGCGCCGGAGCCGGGCGGUGCUAUACCACCUCUCGGGGCACCUGCAGAAGCAGAGGAAGAGCAAGCACAAGCUCAGAAAGGGCGUCUUCGGGGACAAGCCCUCGCUGCCCGAGUACAAGGUGGCCGCCAUCCGCAAGCCCCCCCUCAUCCUGCUGCACUACGGGGCCUUCAAGGCAGGCUGGGACGGGCUCAUCUUGCUCGCCACCCUCUACGUGGCCGUCACUGUCCCCUACAGCGUCUGCGUGGGCGCGGGCACUGAGGAGGGGCUGCCGGCCGCCCGCGGACCCCCCAGCGCCUGUGACCUGUGCGUGGAAAUCCUCUUCAUGCUGGACAUCAUCCUCAACUUCCGAACCACCUUCGUCAGCAAGUCGGGGCAGGUGGUGCUGGACCCCCGCGCCGUCGCCCGCCACUACCUGGCUGGCUGGUUCCCACUCGACCUGGUGGCCGCGCUGCCCUUCGACCUGCUCGCCGCCUGCCGGGUCAACGUGUACGUGGGUGCCCACCUGCUGAAGACGGUGCGGCUGCUGCGGCUGCUGCGGCUGCUGCCCAACCUGGACCGGUACUCGCAGUACAGCGCCGUGGUGCUGGCGCUGCUCAUGGUGGUCUUCGCCCUCCUGGCCCACUGGGUUGCCUGCGGCUGGUUCUUCCUGGGGCAGCGUGAGGUGGAGGGCAGCCCCGCCGCCCUGCCCGAGAUCGGCUGGCUGCAGGAGCUGGCGCGGCGGCUGGAGACCCCCUACUACCUGGCGAGGAGGAACUGCAGCGCCGGAGGGGCCAAGAACGGCACGGAGCCGGGGGCGAACUGCAGCGAGAGUGGGGGGCUGCUGGGGGGCCCGUCGCUCCGCAGCGCCUACAUCACCUCCCUCUACUUCGCCCUGAGCAGCCUGACCAGCGUGGGCUUCGGCAACGUCUCCGCCAACACCGACACCGAGAAGAUCUUCUCCAUCUGCACCAUGCUGGUCGGGGCGCUGAUGCACGCGGUGGUCUUCGGCAACGUGACGGCCAUCAUCCAGCGGCUGUACGCCCGCCGGUUCCUGUACCACAGCCGCACCCGCGACCUGCACGACUACAUCCGCAUCCACCGCAUCCCCCGGCCCCUCAAGCGCCGCAUCCUCGAGUAUUUCCAGAGCACUUGGGCAGCCAACAACGGCAUCGACACCGCCGAGCUCCUGCAGAGCCUGCCCGAGGAGCUGCGGGCCGACAUCGCCCUGCACCUGCACAAGGAGCUGCUGCAGCUGCCCCUCUUCGCGGGGGCCAGCCGGGGCUGCCUGCGCGCCCUCUCCCUGGGGGUGCGCCCCGCCUUCUGCACCCCCGGAGAGCUGCUCAUCCGCCGCGGCGACGCGCUCCAGGCGCUCUACUUCCUCCGCUCCGGCUCCAUGGAGGUGCUGCGGGACGGCAUCGUCCUCGCCAUCCUCGGGAAGGGGGACCUGAUCGGCUGCGGCCUGGGGGGGUCCCCGCGCACCCGGCGGGCGCGGGCGGACGUGCGGGGGCUGACGUACUGCGCCCUGCAGAGCCUGGGGCUGCCGGCGCUGGCCGAGGGCCUGGCCCUCGACCCCGACUUCGCCCGCGCCUUCCGCCGGCAGCUCCCCCGCGAGCUCAGCUACGACCUGGGGGGCGCCCCCGAGGCAGAGUGGUGCUCGCCCGGCGGGGAGCCCGCGGCGGAGGAGGGGGCCGAGGCGCAGCCCCCCAGCCCCGGCCCGGCCCCCCCCAGCCCCCGGCCAUCCCCCGUGGCGGGGACCCAGCCCCGGCCCCCCCGCAGCGGCGGCCCCCGCGCCCACCCCGCGGCCGGGCACCCCACAGCCCUGCAGCUGCACCCUUGGAGCAGCCCCCCAGACCUGAGUCCCAGGGUGGUCGACGGCACGGAGGGGGAGGGCUGCGCCGCCGACAAGCCCCUCUUCAGCUUCCACCUCGGCCCCUCCCUGGGGCCAGGUAAGGCGGGGGGGCCCCAGUGCCGAGGUUCUGGGGGGCCAGGGGGAGGGGGCUGGACCCCUGGGUGCCCCGAGGAGACACUCACCUUUCCCCCAGCUGGGGACGGGGGGCUGCUGGCCAUCCCCCCCGGCCCCCCGGAGCCGAGCAGCGCCGACACCAUCGAGAAGCUGCGGCAGGCGGUGGCCGAGCUCUCGGGGCAGGUGCUGCAGCUGCGGGAGGGGCUGCGGGUGCUGCGAGAGGCCGUGCAGCUCCUGCUGCUGCCGCCCGCCCCGCGCCCCGACGCCCCGGUGACGGCCGCAGCCCUCCAGCCGCUGCGCGUGGAGACGGGGGGCCCCGGGCUCUGCCUGCACCGGCCGCCCCCCACCGACUGCGCCCGCAGCCAGCCCUGGGGCUGGGGCCCCCCCGCCGCCCGCAGCCAGCCCUGGCUGCAUCCCGACCCCUUCUGGGGCUCCCCGGGGGGGCAGGAGGGGCAGCCGCGGGGGAGCCCCCCGGCAUGGCCACCCACCCCUGCCUCCUCGAGGGGCCACGGCCUCCCCGCGGCGGAGCUGGAGCCCCCCGUGCCCUGGGACGUGCCCAGCCUGGAGCUGGUGCUGAUGGGGGGGUCCCAGGGCCAGGGUCCCCCCCAGCCCCAAGAGGAGGGGACGGGCAUGUGAUGGGACCCCAGUGCAACCAGACCAUACCCAACUGCUGCCCCCCCGUGCUGGGGCGGAGCCUCCUCUCCACUUUUUUCAAUAAAAGAGUGAUUUUAAGAACAC
Messenger RNA from Phalacrocorax carbo (great cormorant), 3319 nucleotides. The record is from RefSeq and is a predicted model, not a curated record. NCBI's taxonomy places the organism in Eukaryota, Metazoa, Chordata, Aves, Suliformes, Phalacrocoracidae.